Messenger RNA from Rotaria sp. Silwood1, 321 nucleotides. The record is from the annotation of a GenBank genome assembly. NCBI's taxonomy places the organism in Eukaryota, Metazoa, Rotifera, Eurotatoria, Philodinida, Philodinidae.
AUGAAAAAUACGAGUUGCAGUCAUAUUGUUGUUGGUAGUAUCUCUGCUAUACCUCUUAUACCUCCUACACCUUCUACACCUCCUAUACCUGUUAUACCUCCUAUACCUCCUAUAUCUCCUAUACCUCCUAUACCUCCUGUACCUCUUAUACGUCCUAUACCUCUUAUACCUCCUAUACCUCCUAUACCUCCUAUACUUCUUAUACCUCCUAUACCUCCUAUACCUCCUAUACCUCUUAUACCGCCUAUACCUCCUAUACCUCCUAUACCUCUAUACCUCCUAUACCUAUAUAUCUAUCUACCUCUUACCCAUAGGACAUAA